This is a messenger RNA of Canis lupus familiaris (dog), 3063 nucleotides long. Its product is annotated as multiple epidermal growth factor-like domains protein 10. The record is from RefSeq and is a predicted model, not a curated record. Lineage: Eukaryota; Metazoa; Chordata; Mammalia; Carnivora; Canidae. The coding region runs from base 2324 to 3019 and encodes 231 amino acids. The transcript has 6 exons.
CAAAUAAACAAAUAAAUAAAAUCUUCAAAUGAAAAUUACAUCUGUAUUUUUCAAGAUAGCCUUUUCUGAAGAAGAAAAAACGUGGUGUCUAUGGAUACAAAUGUACAGUUGCUUUGACUGAUACCACAUAUAUCUAAGCAGGAUAAAUCUUGAUACAGAGAAAGGCUUUUUCUUCCACUAAGCAAAAAGUUGAGUUUGUGUAUAUAGGUUUGGACAUAGGAGUUAGAAUUUAUUUGCUCUGCAUAAUAAAAGGAAUAAAAAAAAUAGGGCUCUUUGGGCAAACUAGGGAGGAAAAGAAAGAUCUGAGAAGCAAAAGAGAGGAUAGAGAGAGAAAAAGACAGGAGAAAUGAGGGAUAAAAAUCUCACAAAAUGCCUAUGAGUGCUGUGUGUGGAUUUUACAUAGAAACCAAUGAAGAGGCCAUAUUUUCAGCAUGAGCAGAUAAAGCACAAAAAAGAAACUGCUUGUACAAGCCCAAGAGCUGAAUGCAGAGUCAAUGCGGAGAAGAGUCUUUGGAGACUGCUAGAAAUCCUGGGGAGUUUAUUAGAUUCUCACAGAUCACAGAACUGGAGAUAUGGAAAUCAAGUUUACUUCCCUUUCUGAGAGAUGUAGAAAGACUCCUGUUAGCAUUCCAGUUAUUUAUGCCCCUGAACAAUGUUUAUUCACUUAUUCAAAAGAUAUAUAUGAAGUAGUAAGGCAGCGUGUAUGCUAGGUAUUAUGAUACAGUAGCAAAAAAAAAAAAGAUGGAAAAUAAAGAAGAUUCUGGUCUUUCCAUGUGGAACUUACAGUCAUAUUCAGAGCAGACAUAGGUUACAGAUGUUGGUAGGUAUUAAGACUUAAAUAUUAAUGUAUUAAUAUGUGUUUGGAGGUCAGACUGGGAGGAAAAAACAGACUGCAUGAGCCAGGGAGCAACGUCUGGAGAAGUAACAUUUAAGCUGAAGUUAAGCUGAAGAUGGAAAAAUGAGGAGAUGUGACAUGGGAUGAGUGAAGGAAGAGGGCCCACACCGAGAGGGCCUCCUACCAGACUCUGAAGUGAGAAAGAGUGAGGUUUACCAGAGGAACGUGCAGAAGGUCAGCUGGUGGAGCAAACAGCCAGGGAGACGUUAAUACAACAGAAGUCAGCUGGUACAGGGACCCAUAGGUCUUGUUAAGAUUGGAGUUUCUGAUCUGACAGCACAAUGGCAAGUCAUUGUAGAAUUUUAGACAGAGGGUAUGGAACCAUAUCUGUGCUUUUUAAAAAAAAUCUCCCUAGCUUCAGUCCAAUUACAUUGGACACAUCUUACCUGUUACAGUCUCCUUAUUUCAUAUAGCAACAGCUCUUGCACGUUUUUGCAUGUGGAUUAAUAUUUGCUUUGUGAGUCCUUCUGACCCUCCAGGAACCCCCAAAAGGAUUCUUUGGGAAGAAAUGCAAAAGGAAGUGUAACUACACCGACAAUGGCCAUCACCACAGGGUCUGUGGUGCUUGUAUGUGUGGGCCAGGGUGCCUUGGGAGGUUUUGUCACCUGAGUAAGUCAUGGGCAAUAAUUUGCCCUCUACAUGAAGCAAGAAGGCUAAAAAAGUACCAAAAAUAUGUUAGAGGAAGAGGGUAAAAAACCUAGCAUUUUAUAUAGUCCUAUCAUAUAUAUGAUGGUUUACGUUCUAGUCUUUGUUUAGCCUCCUGACAUUAUAGAAUCUAGAUUUUGAUGAAUGAAAGAAAACUAUUUCUGAAUCACUUACUUUUUUUUUUCUCGUUAUUUACCUCAAGAGGAUUUCACGGGCACCUUCAAAUGGACAUUUGACACUUUAGGAGAAUUGAAUAUCAAAAGCCCAGAGCUACUUUCUUUUAUUUCUGUGUUCUAAUGCAAAGCAAUAUCCUUCCCCAGGAUUUCUAAAACGGCUAUUCAUUUUGCAUUUUGACCAUCAAUCACAUUUUGCAAAAGUUGCAAGAAAAUGCAAUCACCAAUAAAUACUUCAGCCCAUCAGAAACUUUCAGGAUUUCUCCUAGUGAAUCAGUGCCAGAUGCCCACCACCCCAUCUUGAAGCUGUGUACAAGUACCUGUGAGCCUACAGAAAUCUCUGCCCUGUUCCUCUGCCUGUUUCACAUGCCCUCUGGAAAUCCUUCCUCAGUGAACCUCAGUAAUACCAUGACCUGCUUUUUAAUAACAGAGACCUUUUGGAAUCUUAUCUCGUAUUUUUACCUGAAUGUCCAUCGAUCUUAUCUGCUUUAUAAAAGGCACGCCCCUUGAAAACAGAGAGUAAACUGUGAAUACUCUAAUAAGAGAGUCUGUGAAGGCAUCGUAGAAAACUGAACCUGGGUCAUGAAGAAAGACUGUCCCAAGGGGGUCUAUGGAGCUGGCUGCUCUUCAGAAUGUCAGUGUGUGGAGGAGAACACCCUGGAAUGCAGUGCCAAAAAUGGCACUUGCACCUGCAAAUCUGGUUACCAAGGCAACAGAUGCCAGAAAGCCUGUUCUGCUGGCCUCUGGGGACUGGAGUGCCAGCUCUCCUGUGGACCCUGUGAGAAUGAAAGUCAGUGCAACAAAAGAACUGGAAACUUCAAUUGUCCUCCUGGUUACACAGGAAAAGCCUGUACCACACGACUGUCAUUCUGGUACUGUUGACAAGCAUCUCAAGCAGCAUAAAAGUGUGCUGGAGCAGCAGUUGGCUAUCCCUAACUUACAUUUUUGCUUAAAAAAAAAAAAAGACCUUAAAGGUUCAAAAAGACUGAGUGCCAUAGCUAAAAGCAUCGUUGAAAUGUCAAAUGCCAUACCAGUUUACGCUCAGUUUAACGAAGGAGAAAGAAUGCUUUUGUGUGUCUGCAUGCAGCUUGUCCGACCUAUUUCUACAGCCCAAGCCGCCUGCUGCACCACAUCAGUAAUGAUAGUUCUCCGUGGGACCUUGAUACUCGCCAGGGUACCUGCCUGUCCAACUGGACCCAGCCUGAUGACAGAUGCUUGUUUGAAUGAGAAGAUGAUGGCACUAUACAUGCUGGUAAAGAAGUUUGGUACAGACGGAUGUCCUCAAAGAAGGCAAGUUACCUCCUGAAUCUUGGGUAACAGAAUUGACUAACUGGAGGGCCAGUGAGGGGC